This is a messenger RNA of Felis catus (domestic cat), 1393 nucleotides long. RefSeq names its product actin related protein T2 (gene ACTRT2). The transcript has a single exon. NCBI's taxonomy places the organism in Eukaryota, Metazoa, Chordata, Mammalia, Carnivora, Felidae. Bases 173 to 1306 code for a protein of 377 amino acids. The record is from RefSeq and is a predicted model, not a curated record.
GCAGACCCGUGGGGAGGAUGGGGGGCUUUCGGGCCCGGGCCGCCUGCUAGUGCCUCCUGGGAGUCGUGGAAUCCCGUGCCCUUAAAGCUUCCAGGGGGCCUCUUGUGUCACAAAGUAGCUCCAGAGAGUUCUGUCUUUAUCUCGGCGAGGCACGGAAAAGGCUACCGCAGACAUGUUUAAUCCACACGUGUUAGAUUCUCCGGCCGUGAUUUUCGACAAUGGCUCCGGCCUCUGCAAGGCAGGCCUGUCUGGGGAGAUUGGCCCCCGCCACGUCAUCAGCUCCGUCGUGGGGCACCCCAAGUUCAAGACGCCUUCGGCAGGACCCAACCAGAAGAAGGACUUUGUGGGGGAAGAGGCUUUGCACAAGCGUGAGGUCCUGCACCUGUGUCACCCCAUCGAGCGGGGCCUGGUCACCAGCUGGGAGGACGUGGAGACCCUCUGCAGGCAUCUGUUUGAGUGGGAGCUGGGGGUGAAGACCAGCGACCGGCCCGUGCUCAUGACCGAGCCCUCGCUGAACCCCAGGGAGGCCCGGGAGAAGAUGGCCGAGCUGAUGUUCGAGAAGUUCAACGUGCCCGCCUUCUACCUGUCGGACCAGGCGGUGCUGGCCCUCUACGCCUCAGCCUGCAUCACGGGCCUGGUGGUGGACAGCGGGGACGGGGUCACGUGCACCGUCCCCAUCUUUGAGGGGUACUCCUUGCCCCACGCGGUCACCAAGCUCUACGUGGCGGGCAGGGACAUCACAGAGCACCUCGCCCGGCUGCUGCUGGCUGGCGGGCGGACCUUCCCGUGCGCGCUGGACAAAGUCCUCGUGGACGACAUCAAGGAGAAGCUGUGUUAUGUGGCCCCGGAGCCAGAGAAGGAGCUCUCCCGGAGGCCGGAGGAGAUCCUGAGGGAGUACAAGUUGCCGGACGGGAACAUCGUGCGAAUCGGGGACCAGCUGUACCAGGCGCCCGAGGCCCUGUUCGCACCCGACCAGCUGGGCAUCCAAAACCCGGGCCUCUCGAAAAUGGUCUCCUGCAGCAUCACCAAGUGUGACGCCGACAUCCAGAAGAGCCUCUUCGGGGAGAUCGUUCUGUCGGGGGGCACCACCCUGUUCCAGGGCCUCGAUGACCGUCUCCUCAAGGAGCUGGAGCAGCUGGCUUCCAAAGGGACCCCCAUCAAGAUCACGGCCCCCCCCGACAGGUGGUUCUCCACAUGGAUUGGGGCCUCCAUUGUCACCUCCCUGAGCAGCUUCAAGCAGAUGUGGGUCACCUCCGCGGAUUUCAAGGAGUUUGGGACAUCCGUGGUCCAGAGAAGGUGCUUCUGAGGGGCCAUGGGCAGGGGUGGGUGCGAACUCUCCCCUCGGCAUCAGCAGGACGCUCAAUAAAAGACCGAACGGUGCAGCUUUUGGACA